CCCCGACGGCCCAUGUCCGUACUCCCAUGGACCGUCCCGCUUUCGGGCCGGAGCACCUGCCCUGCUGCCUGCCGCCCGCUGGAAAAGACGACCCUGGGCCUCGCGUCCUAAACAGCUAGAUGUGAUGGCGGCGAUGCCGUGCCGGUGAGGCGGUCAACAUCAGCCACGGCCACCCAUACCGGCGGUGGCUUUCGCUCAGGGCGCAGUCCGGGCCGAUGCCACAAUGUUGUAAAAAGAAGUUGGCUAGUCUUCCACCCCGGGUUGCGCCUCAACUGGAGCUCACCUUACCCGAGAGCCGGGAGCUGGGAGUCGGGACCCUCACCCCGAGGCACUGGCACCUUCGCCAGGGGUCAAUAAUAGUAUCAUCUCUCGUUUCACCUUCCCCCGUUGUUUUCGACAUCGAGUAUCAUCGAGUCGCAACAAAUAACGGCAAGUCGUCGUUGUCAAGCUGUGAUCCUUCGAGUGACGUCGGUUUGCUUUACAUUUGCAUUAUGUCUGCUCUGGACAAGGCCCAUGCGACAGCGACUCGGCAUUCAGGUGCAUCCUGUGUCUUUGGUCGGAGGAAGAACCCCCUUUUCAAGGAACAGACCAUCAGACGAAACAAAAGACGACCGCGCCCCCCUCGCCAUUCUAUUUUCUACUAAUCAACCAAUGCACGGGAGAAGAGCAGUUCACAUAUGACAAGCUUACCCCCUCUCUCCAUCUCCUCUCCAACGCCUUCGAAUUAGGAUACGCGGAUCCCCCCGCUGACCCUGAACCGGCAGGGAACCUAGCUGACCUGAUCUUGACCACGGGACGCAUCUACACUUCGAUAAUCAUUCAUCAGCGCCUUCGUCGCCAGCAGCGACGCUUCUGCCGGCAGUCCGGUUUCGCAUCGUAUCGCCCCCCUCAGUAUUGUACGGAGUCGACGGACAACCCUCGACCAACCCGUCCCAGCGACGUCGUAUAACCACAUCCUCCACCCCUCUCGGCUCUCAAAAGCACAGAACCCGUCGAGAUGCCCGCCCAGCACAACCUCACGAUCCGCAUCCCGCUGCCCAGCAUGCUCCCGGCGGAGGCCGUCGUCGAGAUGCUGCAGUCCCAGUCUCCCGUAAUCCGCCACCAGCCGCUGGUGACGCGCUACGAAAAAGUGCCCGUCCCGCUCAAGAGCGUCGUUGAAGACGACUGGUUCCUCGAGACGGGCCUCAAGAUCGCCUCAUACAAGAUCUACGAAAAGGUCACUGUCGCCCCCGGCGUCAAGACGGAGAUCAGCUUCCCCGCCGUGCUGCAGAACAUACCCAACGGCCUGCGGUCCCGCGCCAAGGCCCCCGCCGGCGUUCGCGUGUGGUCCGAGUGGCUCGUCGUGCCGCGGCCCCAGGAGCGCUGGCCCGGCGAGCACAGCGCCGGCAAGCUCGGCGGCCACGUUGACGGGGACUACGACCUCGUCGAGACCACGCGCGUCGAGACGAGCCGGAUGCUGAUGCCCCUCGUCAAAGGGCAGAUGGAGAGCGCGCAUCGCGACAUGGUGAACAAGAUGCUCGACGAGGUCGCGCAGAGGGUCGGCCGGGCCAAGAUGUAGGC
This is a messenger RNA of Colletotrichum destructivum, 1560 nucleotides long. RefSeq lists its product as uncharacterized. The record is from RefSeq and is a predicted model, not a curated record. Lineage: Eukaryota; Fungi; Ascomycota; Sordariomycetes; Glomerellales; Glomerellaceae. The transcript has 2 exons. Bases 998 to 1558 code for a protein of 186 amino acids.